Molecule: messenger RNA, 396 nt
Organism: Cylicocyclus nassatus
Lineage: Eukaryota; Metazoa; Nematoda; Chromadorea; Rhabditida; Strongylidae
Source: the annotation of a GenBank genome assembly
AUGGCGGAGACGCCGAAACGUACAGAAUGCGUCGUAUAUGAAUGGAUCGAAUCAGUCAAACAUAAGUACGAUCAGCUGGCAGCACCAACAAUUUAUCACAUAAAGAAGCAAACCAAGGAAAUUACAGGUGUGAUAGUUAUGGAUGAUGCGAGUGAGAAAGGGAUUCAGCAUGACGGUUACAAACAGUUAUCGGUGGAGCUUGUAAGAGACCUCAUGCGACAUCUAGCUUACCUGCAUACUACUUCAACACAGCGACUUGACCAUUUUGCUACGAUAACAGAACUACCUCCUCCUUACUACACUCAUUUGACUGCGCAUUACAAUGAAAUGGUGAACUUUUUCGAACACCAUGAUGUGGAUCACUCCCGCUUUGUUGUAAGUUUUUUGCUUAAUUAA